Oxyura jamaicensis (ruddy duck) is the source of this 1426-nucleotide messenger RNA. RefSeq names its product programmed cell death 2 (gene PDCD2). The coding region runs from base 37 to 1182 and encodes 381 amino acids. The record is from RefSeq and is a predicted model, not a curated record. The transcript is spliced from 6 exons. Gene Ontology annotation, cellular component: cytoplasm; nucleus. Lineage: Eukaryota; Metazoa; Chordata; Aves; Anseriformes; Anatidae.
GCUGCCUGCCGCCGGCCCCUCCGCCCCGCCGCGAUCAUGGCGGGCGGCGUGGAGCUGGGCUUCGCGGCGGCGGCGGGCCCGGAGGACGCGUGGCGGCUGCGCAGCGCCUACUUCCCCAGCAAGGUCGGCGGGCGGCCGGCGUGGCUGGGCGAGGACGGGCUGCCGGGCCCCGGCGCCCUGCGCUGCGCCCGCUGCCAGCAGCCGCGCGCCUUCCUGCUGCAGCUCUACGCGCCGCUGCCCGGCCGCCGCGACGCCUUCCACCGCAGCCUCUUCGUCUUCGCCUGCCGCAGCGCCGCCUGCUACCGCCUGCCGGGCCCCGGGGGGCCGCUCUGCGUGUUCCGGAGCCAGCUGCCGCGGCGGAACCGCUUCUACCCCGAGGAGCCGCCCCCCGAGGAUCCCCCGCCGGGCCCCGUGGCGGCCCCCGCAAGGCUCCGCGGCGGCGCCGCCCUGUGCCGGGUCUGCGGCUGCCUGGGGCCCCGCGUCUGCGGCCGCUGCCACCGCGCCGCCUACUGCGGGCGCGAGCACCAGGCGCUGGACUGGGGGCGCGGGCACCGCCGCACCUGCGGGCAGGCCGGCGACGCAGAUGACUCGGAGAAUGCAAUUCCAGGCAAUGACAAAUUCCUGUUUCCAGAAUAUGAGAUUUUGAUAGAACCUGAGGAACCAGAGUUUCCUGCUGACAGCAGUGUUGAUCCUGAUGAUGACAAAGGAGCUGCAGGUACAUCAAAGGAAGCGGAAGAACAGGAGGAACUCAGAGUUAGUAGCACUACAGGUGAAGCGUGUCAGUCCUUAGAUGAAGAAACACUGGAGGCAAUGGCAAAACAUGAGACUGAAGAAGACAAGAUCUUCCAGAUGUUUAAAGAGAGAAUAGCUGCUGAACCAGAGCAGAUUAUUAGAUACUGCAGAGAAGGGGAAGGCCCAAUCUGGGUAUCAGGGGAAAAUAUUCCCAAAGAACAAGAUAUCCCAAAUUGCGAAUGUGGUGCCAAAAGGGUAUUUGAAUUCCAGAUCAUGCCACAGCUCCUGAACCACCUUCAGGUCGACAGCCUUGAAGAGAGCAUUGACUGGGGAACGCUGGUGGUAUACACAUGUGCUGAGAACUGUGGGGAUGGAAAUGAGUACCUUGAGGAGUUCAUAUGGAAACAAGACUUUUCUGCAAGCUCUAUUGAAUUUCCAUCAAGUUCCUAAGGUGCAUCAUCUAAAUGUUACCUUUUCCUUGUUUAGUGCAUCUGUGCAUUUCAUUUUGCAAGCAGGUAACUGAACUAACAUCAGUGACACCUGUCUAUCUUGUAACAAUACAACUACUUGGAGACCUUGACAGCCUCUUUAUGGUGUUCUAGAGAGCAACUACAACAGGCCAGAUGUACUUAUUAAUUAAUUUUGGUUCAAAUCUCAAUUCUGAAUGUUUAAAUAAAGGUGAGAUGUUUUUGGA